Rotaria socialis is the source of this 390-nucleotide messenger RNA. NCBI's taxonomy places the organism in Eukaryota, Metazoa, Rotifera, Eurotatoria, Philodinida, Philodinidae. The record is from the annotation of a GenBank genome assembly.
AUGAAACUUGUUAAAUUAAUCCAGCAAAUGGAACAAUUGAAACUUUUUCAAAUUACAUGUAAUGAUUGGCAAAUUCAAGAUAAUACUAAAGAUUAUUCAUUCUAUUAUGGAAUUCAACCAACACAAAUCUCUGUUUCAUCAAUGAAUCAAUCAGCAAUGAAUGAAUUUCACGAAGAACUUAAUUCUCAAACAAAUUUUCGGGAAUAUUUAAAUGAAUUUACAAUAAAUCUUCCUGUUAUAACAAUCAAUAGUAUUAAAUUACAAUUAUCAACAUUAAUUCAACUUACUCAAACAACAAAUCAAUUAACAAGAAAACCUUUUGUAAAUAUAUUAAUUCUCAAUUCUUUCAUUCUUACAUUUUUAUCGCACAUCGCUAAUGAUUUCACAUAA